GCUGCUUCUCUUUCAAGUCACUGAGGUCAUCCUAGGACUGCUCGUCCUCAUGUCCGUUAUUGACACGGUUUCCAUCGUGCAAAAAUGAACUCAACAUCGCUAUGGGUCUUCUGGUUUCUUCACUCUGUGCUGGCGUAUGCUCUGAAUAUACCGCCGCAAGAUGCCCAGUCGGUGUUAGAGGGCACGGCAGUAGCGUCGCAUGCGUUGCUUAAGUCAUUCGUAGUGGGCGACCAACCUCGGGACAUUGAUGGCCUUCUGAACAUUGCAGAGGAAGCGGAUGUGGAUGUCUGGCGGAUCACUCCGUCUCACGUAGAUGUCUACUUCCCCAGUGUCACACACUAUCUCUCUUCUCCAUUUAAUGGCGCCGAUAUACCACACAAAACGACAGAAUUCCCUUUAUCUGCGCUCUCUCCGCCUACUGAGCAGCCCCAUCCCAAGUCUUGGAACCUCACAUCGCUAUCGAACACCACAUUCCAUUCAGUCUAUCACCCACUCGAUGAAAUCGAAGACUUCGUACAGGCGAUGGUCGCCCUCUACCCAGACUAUGUGCAACUAGUCAACAUCGGUCAUUCCGCUGAGGGCAGAGAGAUGUUUGCAAUGAAGAUCUCGAAGGGUCAGAAGGCCAACUUCAAAAGUAAGUCUGGAUUCGUUGUCACAGGCGCUCAACAUGCUCGGGAGUGGAUAGCAACGUCCACGGCGCUAUAUCUGGCUCAUUCCCUGGUCUCGAGUGCGUCUGAGCCUUACGCAAUAGCAUCACUAUUGGAUAAUUACCAUUUCUAUAUCAUCCCGGUACCCAAUCCGGAUGGUUACGUCUAUACCUGGGUCACCGAUAGGCUUUGGUAUAAAAACCGCCAGAUACUAGGACCGAAUGAGAAAUGUGUGGGGUUGGACAUGAAUAGGAAUUGGGGCCACAAAUGGAAAGCACGUGCAGACUUCCCCACCGCCCAGAAGAAACCCACGACCCCGACCGACCCAUGCACGCCGUGGUAUCCGGGCCACCGUGCCUUUGAGUCACCCGAGGUGAACAACAUUGCGAACUACAUUACGACGCUCCCGUCGCUGAAGGCGUAUAUUGACCUUCGGAGCUAUGGGCAAAUGAUAUCGACGCCGUUCGCAUAUUCGUGCAAGAAAAUCCCAAAGGACGCAGAAGACCAGAUCGAGGCCGCGCUUGGCGCUGCAAGGGCGAUCAAGCAGGUACAUGGGACAUCGUUCACGAUUGGCAGCCUCUGCUCCUCAUUGUACAAGGCACCAGGUAACGUUGUCGACUGGAUGUAUGCCAAGGCCGGCAUCAAGUUCUCCUACGCUGUGCACCUGCGAGACACCGGCACAUAUGGCUUCGCCCUUCCGCCUGAGUGGAUCAGGCCGGUCGGCGAAGAGACGGCCAAAAUGAUCGAGUUCCUUGCUCGGUUCACCACUCCGGGCAAAUUUAAGUAGCGUAUAGCACCUGCGUGUUGAUGCAUUCUUCCGCACAGCGCAAGCUGGACGAUGCCGCGAGUUCGCAUGUUUUCUUAUGCUCUGAUCGCUGCUACUUGUUGCUUGUAAUGUACGUGCUUGUUAUAUGGUGAUACUAGCCGAAUGUAUGAUUUGCGAGGGCUUCGUUGCGCAUAGCCAGGCAGG
Laetiporus sulphureus 93-53 is the source of this 1617-nucleotide messenger RNA. RefSeq lists its product as uncharacterized. The record is from RefSeq and is a predicted model, not a curated record. Gene Ontology annotation, molecular function: metallocarboxypeptidase activity; zinc ion binding. Lineage: Eukaryota; Fungi; Basidiomycota; Agaricomycetes; Polyporales; Laetiporaceae. Gene Ontology annotation, biological process: proteolysis. The transcript has 11 exons. Bases 85 to 1434 code for a protein of 449 amino acids.